Molecule: messenger RNA, 1041 nt
Organism: Apus apus (common swift)
Lineage: Eukaryota; Metazoa; Chordata; Aves; Apodiformes; Apodidae
Source: the annotation of a RefSeq genome assembly
AUGAAUCCCUACGCCAAACUAAUUUUCACCAUAAGCCUACUCUUAGGUACAACCAUAACAAUCUCCAGCAACCACUGAAUAAUAGCCUGAACAGGGCUAGAAAUCAACACCCUAGCCAUUAUUCCCCUCAUCGCAAAACACCACCACCCACGAGCUAUCGAAGCUGCAAUCAAAUAUUUCCUUACCCAAGCAGCCGCCUCAACACUACUCCUAUUCUCAAGUACAAUCAAUGCUUGGUCCUCUGGACAAUGAGACAUCACCCAAUUAAACCACCCCAUCGCAUGUACACUAUUAACAACAGCAAUUGCAAUAAAACUCGGAUUAGUCCCAUUCCACUUCUGAUUUCCAGAAGUACUCCAAGGAUCUUCACUCACAACUGCAAUACUUUUAUCAACAGUAAUGAAGUUCCCCCCAAUCACGAUCCUCUUCAUAACAUCCCCCUCACUAAACCCAACCCUCCUCUCCAUUAUAGCAAUCGCCUCAACUGCCCUGGGAGGUUGAAUAGGACUAAACCAAACACAAGUCCGAAAAAUCCUAGCCUUCUCAUCCAUUUCUCACCUCGGAUGAAUAGCCCUCAUUCUCAUUUACAACCCCAAACUAACCUUACUAACAUUUUACGUGUAUUGCCUAAUAACUAUCACCGUCUUCCUUACUCUAAAUACAACAAAAACACUCAAACUGUCCACAAUAAUAACCUCCUGAACAAAAACCCCCACACUAAAUGCAACCCUAAUAAUAACCCUUCUGUCCUUAGCCGGUCUCCCACCCCUAACAGGUUUCCUACCCAAAUGACUCACCAUCCAAGAACUAACCAAGCAAGAAAUAACCUCAGCAGCUACACUCAUCGCAAUUCUUUCCCUACUAGGACUGUUCUUUUACCUACGCCUUGCGUACUACUCAACAAUUACACUCCCACCCAACCCCACAAACCACAUAAAACAGUGGCACUUCUACAAACCAACAAACACCCUCAUCCCCAUCCUUACCUCACUCUCUGCUCUUCUCCUCCCCCUGUCCCCCAUAAUCCUCACCAUUACUUAG